Messenger RNA from Cucumis melo (muskmelon), 1016 nucleotides. Its product is annotated as auxin-responsive protein IAA16-like. The coding region runs from base 215 to 856 and encodes 213 amino acids. Gene Ontology annotation, biological process: regulation of DNA-templated transcription. NCBI's taxonomy places the organism in Eukaryota, Viridiplantae, Streptophyta, Magnoliopsida, Cucurbitales, Cucurbitaceae. The record is from RefSeq and is a predicted model, not a curated record. Gene Ontology annotation, molecular function: protein binding. Gene Ontology annotation, cellular component: nucleus. The transcript is spliced from 5 exons.
UUCUAACUUUAUAUCUUUUCUUCUAACUUCUCUCUCUCUCUCUCUCUCUCUCUCUCUCUCUCUAUAUAUAUAUAUAUAUAUAUAUAUAUAUAUAUAAUAUAUGAACUGUAAACCACAAACCAAACAAUUAUAGUUCAUUACAAAUUUAAGAAAUUUCUGCAACAGAGAAGAACAUAAGAAUCUAUUUUGAGUUCAUUCCCAUUAUUAGUUAGUUAUGUCCUCGUCGGAGACAGUUCCGGAUUCGCCCGAAUCUGAUUUUACUCAAAUCAAUUUCGAUGAAACUGAGCUCACAUUGGGACUUCCCGGAGCCGAGUUCCGGCCAACAACUCAUCAUAAAUCCAACGCAAAACGUUGUUUCCACGAUACUGUUGAUGCCGGCUGUGUCGGGAGCUCGACAAGCAAACCGCGUGACAUCAGUCUUGAUGAUGAGCCACAGCAUGGCUCUUCUGGAAAUGGGGAAAAGCGGGCAGUCAUGGGUUGGCCGCCGGUGAGAUCAUACAGAAAAAAGACAAUAGAAAUGAACAGUACAAGUGCUACUAAGUAUGUUAAAGUUGGGGCCGAUGGUGCGCCAUAUCUGCGUAAGCUUGACCUUCAGAUCUUCAAUGGCUACCAACAGCUAUUCGACGCUUUUCACCAUUUGUUUACCUCCUUCCCUAUUUCUUGUGAUUACUUAGAAGAAGGAAACAAUUUGAACCCAGUGAAAAGAGCAGAUGAAUACUUACCGACUUAUGAAGAUAAAGAUGGAGAUUGGAUGUUAGUUGGAGAUGUCCCAUGGAAAUUAUUCAUUGAGUCUUGCAAACGUAUUCGUUUGAUGAAAGGUUCAGAUGCCAUUGGCACCGCUUCAAGAACACCAUAAAGAAAAGGAGGAAGGGAGAGAGAGGUUUUGGAUGUGGGCAGCUUUUCUUUUUGAAUUUGUUCCAAGUAUUGAAUGAAUAUGCAUUUUGAUGUGAUUAGGCUUUUGUUAAUUUUGUAUAAUAAAAAAAGUAAUAUUUACAUAACUACAGUUUGUUGUUGUU